GGCAAUUCGUUUGUAACCAAAGUAGUAACAAGCUGUCGUCGGAUCUCUGUACGCGCUACGAGGCGACACCAUUUUAUGUUGUAUGUUGAAUUUAAAUCGUUAAUGUUCUAAAAAAUGAGUGAUUAUUCAGCGGUCGCUCCGCCACCUCAACAAAACUUCAAUCAGUCUACAGCUUUUGCAGCAGCCCUACAACGUGCUAAACAAAUUGCCGCAAAGAUUCAACCCGUUGGAGGUGGAAAUCAGCCGGAUACCAGACCCAAGAGGCCAUUAGAAGACGGUUCAGACUUGUUUCUAGAACCUGACGCGAAAAAAGGCCCAGGUUUACCGGGACCCCCGAAUCAAGGACCUCCAUCGAUUGGGCGUCCUUCUCUAUCGUUGACGCCGAGUGGCAUGGGUGGGCCUGUUAUGGGCGGAGGACCACAGAUGAACGAAGAUAUUAAAGUGCCCGACAAGAUGGUUGGAUUAAUAAUUGGCCGGGGAGGCGAGCAAAUCACCCGUCUCCAGUCCGAGUCGGGUUGUAAGAUACAGAUGGCGCCCGAUUCGCAGGGCAUGCCAGACCGCAUAUGCUCUCUGUCGGGUUCAAAAGAGGCCGUCACGCUGGCCAAGGAGCUCAUCAUGAAUAUCGUUCACCAGAGGGGCCGGUCCGAGGGCCUGCCCGACCUGGACAUGAACGGCCCCCCUAUGGCCGGGGGAGCCAAUCAUAAUAAUUUCCAAGGAAUGAACAACAUGGGGGGCAACCAGGGCGGCAUGGGCGGCGGUAUGGGCGGCGGCCCGGGCCUCGGCGGAGGCGGCGGCGGCGGCAGAAAUAACAGCAUGGAAAUCAUGAUUCCCGGACCGAAAGUCGGUCUGAUCAUUGGAAAAGGCGGCGAGACCAUUAAGCAGCUUCAGGAAAAAAGCGGCGCUAAAAUGGUUGUCAUACAAGACGGACCCAACCAGGAGAACGAAAAACCGUUGAGAAUCAGCGGAGACCCACAAAAAGUAGAGUACGCCAAGCAGUUGGUCUACGACCUGCUAGCCGAGAAAGAGAUGCAAAACUUCAACAGAGGCGGCGGCGGCGGUGGCCGCGGCGGAGGCGGCGGCGGUAGAAACGACCGCGGCGGCGGCGGGGGCGGCGACUACAACGACUACGGCAGCAACGGGGGCAACGAGUGCGAAGUUCUGGUGCCCAGGCAGGCCGUGGGAGUGGUAAUCGGCAAAGGCGGCGACAUGAUCAAGAAGAUCCAGGCGGAGACCGGCGCCCGCGUGCAGUUCCACCAGGCCAGGGAGGAGGGGCCCGGCGAGAGACGGUGCUCCUUGAGCGGCAACCCCAAGCAAGUCGAGCAGGCCCGCCAAAGGAUCGAAGAGCUCAUCGACAGCGUGCAUCAGCGCGACAACGAGGGCGGCGGCGGCGGCGGUCGCGGUCACGGCGGGGGACGCGGCGGCCGCGGUGGCGGUCGCGGAGGCGGCCGAGGCGGUGGCGGCGGCGGUGGAUACGACGGCGACCGCGGCAACCGAAACGGCGGCGGGGGCGAUUACGGAGGCGGCGGCGGCGGCGGCGGCUGGGAGGACAGGCGGUCCCACGGGAACCAGGGCGGCCAGGAGGUCACGUUCACCGUGCCCAGCUCCAAGUGCGGGGUCAUCAUCGGCAGAGGCGGCGAGACGAUAAAGCAGAUAAACCAGCAGUCCGGGGCGUAUUGCGAGCUGGACAGGCGGUCGCAAAACGGGCCCAACUCGAACGAGAAGACGUUCACGAUCAAGGGCGAUCCGGAUCAGAUCGAGUCCGCCAAGAGGAUAAUCAGCGACAAGGUGCAAUUGCCUUUGAGCUUCGUUCCCACCGGCGGUCCCAACAUGUCCAGCAUGCCAACGGCGUACCCGGGCAUGGCUCCGCAGGGUUACAACCCGCAGGGCGGCUGGGGCAACUUCCCGCAGCAGCAGCAACAGCCGCAGCAGCCGCAGUGGGGCGGCCCGAAUCCGGGCGGCGACACGUCCGUGCCGCCGAAUCCGGGCGGCGGCGGCGUGCAGGUGAACCCCAGCACCGGCCAGCCCGACUACUCGCUGCAGUGGGCCGACUACUACCGCUCGCUGGGCAUGCACCGCGAGGCCGAGAUGAUCGAGCAACAGGCAAAACAAAAGACGAUGACGGGCGCACCGCCUACAGGUCAGAACGGUCCGCCGGCCGUGGCGGCCGCCCCUGCGGCGGCGCCCGCCGGUGGCGGCGGCGGCCCCGACUACAGCGCCCAGUGGGCGGAGUAUUAUCGCAGCAUAGGCAAGCACAAAGAGGCCGAGGCGAUCGAAUCCCAAAUGAAAAGCAAGACCCCUUCGAGCGUUACAGCAGGAGGUGGAGGCGCCUCAAUGACAGCAGGAGCCCCAGGACAGGCACCCGCAGGUAGUUACCAGCAGCAAGCGUACGGUGCAUAUCAACCUCAAGCUGGUGGCUACUACGGAGGUCAGCCGCAAGGUGGCGUGCAAGCGGGAGUGCCGCAAGGAGGCUACGGAUUCCCCGCGUACGGUUACGGAGGUCCCGGAUCCGGGGGCGCCCCUUCCGGACAGGACAACUAGUUUUUCGCUGGGGCCCGGUGAAACCAUUAAAAAUGUCACAUUUGGCCCCAAAAUAUCCAAGUUAGAUCCACAGGAGAAACGUUUCUUAGCAUUAAGAAAAUUUUAACAACUUUCUUAGUAAUAAGCAUCUUUAUUUUAUCAGCAGUAAGAGUGUCCGUCAAUAGAAAGGGAAACCGCAGCGCAAACUAAUUCACUUUUACAUAUAGAUUUAAAAUAAAAUAGACUUUAAGAUUUUUUUUGUUCAUUACAUUACAUAAUAUGGCUGACGAUUUUUUUAGUUUCUUGGAACGCUUUCCAAGUUUAAUAAAAAUAUUGGCCGUGAUAAAAAGUAUUUUUUUAUUUUGUCCCCUUUUUUGUAAUUUUUUUAUACACCCUUGGAUUGUUUUCAUUUAUAAUUAAUUAAUCUCAAUAUAUUACUUGACUAAGAGACUAGCUUCCACUUUAUACAGUAACUAUGUAGAAAAUAGGUUAAACAAAAAAUGUGUGUUAGAAUGUUAUUUAUAGGCAAAAGUGGGCGAUGUCGAUGGAGUAUGGACCGACUAAAUGGUAAGAUUUAAUUUUAAGGUAUUUUAUUGUACUGUAUAUUCUACAAAAGUUACGAAAGCAUCUCAUGAAGCGCAAGCCAACAACAAUAAAUGAUCUGUUUUUAAAAGUUUUAUAGUGUAGACUUUAUUUUCAUUGAGAAGAAAAAUAACAAAAUUGUUUCGUUUUUAAAAACAGAACAAUUAUUUGCAGUAAAGAAAUUUAAACAUUUGUGUGUCAAAAGUAUUCAUUCCUGGUAAAACGAACGUUAAAUUUCUUCACUAAUCAAAUAAAAAGACAUUUUGCGCAUCGCAGCUUGUAUUAACUAACGAUGUAUAUUUAAUUUAAAUUAAACACUACCAGCGAUUUGUAUCAAUUGGUAUUUUUUUUAGUUUCGAUAUUGUAACCCACUUAAUGUACAGCAGUUAAACUGCUUAUGUAUGAAUUGAAUUAAACAUAACCUGAUACCACAUUGUCUUUGUUGUUUCUGUUAUUUUUGCAGCUCAACCCACUGAAGGUAACGUAUUUUUACCCGACAUUUUCCCAUUGUUAUUUAUUGCGAUACCAGAUUUUAUUGUGAUUUAUAUGCUGUACAUUUAUAUUUAUUUAUUGACUGAAAUUAUUGCAUUUUUAUAUUUGACUGUCUAUAUUGCCUAUUUUAUAUUGAUUUUUAUUGCAUAUAUACAUUUUAUUGGGUGAUACUAAAACCAUGUUUAUUGAUUAUUAUAUUCGCAAAUAUUUUUGAUGCUGCUGGAUUAUUUACUAUUUACAUUGAUAUUUAUUUCACAAUAUGAAAUUUUCAUUUACUUACAUAAAAAAUAUUUUUUAUUUGCAGUAUGGUGAGUGUAUCUACAUUAAUUUAUUGAAAGUAUGCAUAUAUUUCGCAGUAAAUACUAGUGGGGGACUGUUAAAGAGAAACGAAUAAAAAGCAAUAAUAUGCUAAAAACGUAAGAAUAGAAGGUUGGUAAGUAAUUUAGGUUAAAUCUUUUAAAAUAAUUGCUCAGAGCGUCACCAAAUAGGUUUUCAUAAACGCCAAAAUAAAAAGUUUUUCCUCUAUCAUAUGUAAUUUUUUUUUACAAAAAAAUCAUUAAAAUUUCCAUAAGCAAAGUAGGAAUUUUGGGCCGGCACUGGUUGCCCAGUGGGCAAUAAUCUACAUUCAUUAAAAAUUUGCAUUUGUGAUAUCAUUGAUUUGUU
Molecule: messenger RNA, 4254 nt
Organism: Brassicogethes aeneus
Lineage: Eukaryota; Metazoa; Arthropoda; Insecta; Coleoptera; Nitidulidae
Source: the annotation of a GenBank genome assembly